GACUCGUCACCCUGAAGCCAAACGAUUCGUGGCACCACUAGGCUCAGCGUAAGGAUGCCCAACUUCCGUCGAAAGUCUUGUCAACAAUGUCGGUCGUCAAAGUUAGCUUGUGACCGAAACCAGCCCCGCUGCUCCCGCUGUGAGCAACGAAAUUGGCCAUGCUGCUACUCUCCUAUGUCGCAGGCAAGUGUUUACCUAGAAAAAGGUUAUCGGCAGCUUCGGAGUCCGCAGUUGUGCACGUCGGGACAAAUUUCUGAAGUAUCGCUGCUAGAUACUACAAGCAUUGAGGCGGCGAUUAUGACUAGCACAAGGGAUCACAAUGAGCGCCAAACAGCUAGCGUUUUCGAGGUCACCGAUACCAUUGGUGAUAUUGGAGUUUUUGAAUGGGCUGCCGUGCCCACAAACAUUGCCAAUGAAACGCCUUGGACCGAUGACUUCACAAGCAACAGUCCAAGGUUAACAUCCACGGGUCCAACAGCCGACAUGAGUCCUGACAUUGUUACCAAUAUAAUUGCCGACAUCAACACACAAAUCUCAUCACGAGCCAAUUUUGAGCUCGGUAUGCUGGUCGACGUUAACCACUUACUUCGGCCGCGUAGAAACAAAACUGCAGAAGCCUCGCUUACUUCGAAAAUGAUGCUGGGAAGCAUACGAAAGUACCCUGCAAUGCUGAUCAACGAUCUCAACCUCCCACCUUUCAUCAGCUCGCCGUGCUUCGGCGACGAGAUCCUGUGCCAGCAGUCUGGAAUCCAUCAAUGUCUUCCACCACCAUUAGCUGCAUGUGCCAGUAUAGUUCGCAUGUUUCCGAGAGACAGCCUAAGAGACAGAUCUUUUGCAUGGAAGACCAUCUACAUGGAACAACAGAGACUUUUUCACGAGCAUGAGUCUUACGAUAGGAAGACAUUGAUUGCUGCCGUACAAGCCGUCACGUUGUAUACCAUUCUCCACAUUGAAGAUGUCGCAUCUAUCCCUGAGCACUAUCUCAGAUCAACAACCGUUACCUUAGGCACUAUGACUUAUACAAUGAUGAAGGAUCGAACUGGAGCCAAUUACACGCAACAUCAUAGCAUUUCCAAUCGGCACGAAUGGAUCAGUAACGAAAGCGUAGGGAGACUAAUAUGCUUUUGCUACGCAUUGAAUGAGCUUCUCAGCAUAGCAAUAUGUCCUUCUUCCGGCAACGGUGGCGCGACGUGUAAAACUGUACACCUUCCGAGCACACGCAGCCUCUGGCUAGCCAAGGCAAAUAUAGAAUGGCAGCGACAGUAUCUUGAACAACUAUCGCAACGGGACUUCAAAGAUACCCUCAAAGUCUCUCAUCUUCGGGAGUACGCCCGAUACGCGGGGAACGCCUUACCAAGGGAGGGUUGGGUAGCGGAUGUCGAAAAUUGGUGUCUGGAUCACGACGAGUUAGGACACUUCAUCUGGAUGGCAACAAAAUUGGAACCUGUGUAGUAUUCUCACUCAUGUCUUCUACUGUCUUGAGUGUGGGUUUCCAAGCCACCACCCUGCGACAGCAACUUGGUCGGCCCGAACAGCCACGUAGCACGAUGGGCUUGCGGCUCAAUCCAUAGAGUUCUUUCAUCGUAUUAUUAGUGAAGUUCGACUUGAAAAUGUGGAGAAAGGCACAUUGUCUGAUCACGCUCAUGAAUGUCGGCUCGGGAGACUGCCACAUGGGAUGGGAGACCGUACGAACGACGCCAGAAGUUCAGAACUUGCCCGCCAUAUCUGCUAGGGCGUGCAAAAUUUCGUGCGUCUGUAUGCGACCAACGGCAGGUGCCAUGCUCAAGCGGUCCCUCGCCGGAAGUUGACUGAGGACA
Molecule: messenger RNA, 1817 nt
Organism: Colletotrichum acutatum
Lineage: Eukaryota; Fungi; Ascomycota; Sordariomycetes; Glomerellales; Glomerellaceae
Exons: 4
Coding region: 55-1452 (465 amino acids)
Biological process (GO): regulation of DNA-templated transcription
Molecular function (GO): DNA-binding transcription factor activity, RNA polymerase II-specific; zinc ion binding
Source: RefSeq, a predicted model, not a curated record